AUGAGAAAAGAUGCUUUUUCUGCUUAUUUGUUAGCACAAGGCUUUUAUAUUAUGGUUCACUUAUUUGUGAUAUUGAUUUUUUAUCUGUAUCCUAAUGAUAUAGCAAACUCUUGUACGGAAAAUGAUAUAUCUUGCUUAUAUUUCCCAACGCUAAAAAUAUCAGCUUCAAUUUUAUAUUUUUUUACUAGAAGAAAGCCUGGAUUUUUAAGUAGAUCAAAAAUUCUUCAGGAAAUUGAAUUGUCGAGUGAAGAAGAUUGGGAAAUUCCUAAGCAGGGCUAUUGUGAUGUAUGCAAUAUAAUCCAGCCUUAUAGAUCUCGCCAUUGCAAAAAAUGUGAAGAAUGCGUUGCUAAGUUUGACCAUCAUUGUUUCUGGAUUGGAUCUUGCAUAGGAGAGCUGAACCAUUUCCGGUUUUGUUUGUAUCUUGCAUUGGAAAGCGCCGCGAUUGAUUGGGCAGCUUAUAAUUGCUUAAGUGGACUAUCUGAGGAUCAAGAAGCUUAUGGCGCAUUUAUUGUAGCGCUUAUAAUUUCAGGACUUUUUGGGAUAUUGACGACUGGAUUGUGCAUUUUUCAUAUAUAUUUAGUCAGCUCUGGUUACACAACAUGAGAAUUUGUUAAAAGGGAUUCAAUAAAUUACUUUAAAAUUUACCCUUCAAGUUUUCAUCCGUUUGAUCUUGGAGUCAUUCAAAACUGGAAAGCAGCCAUUUUUGACAAAGAAAUUAGACAGUGGACUCUGCCAAGACCGAUGCCAGUUUACCCAUUCAAUUGAUGUGACAACGAAUAUUGGAGCUGCUGUUAA
Molecule: messenger RNA, 795 nt
Organism: Blepharisma stoltei
Lineage: Eukaryota; Ciliophora; Heterotrichea; Heterotrichida; Blepharismidae
Source: the annotation of a GenBank genome assembly